Messenger RNA from Alternaria arborescens, 2247 nucleotides. Its product is annotated as Zinc finger transcription factor. NCBI's taxonomy places the organism in Eukaryota, Fungi, Ascomycota, Dothideomycetes, Pleosporales, Pleosporaceae. The transcript has 4 exons. The coding region runs from base 1 to 2247 and encodes 748 amino acids. The record is from RefSeq and is a predicted model, not a curated record.
AUGUCUGCACCCCACGACCAGAACCGUCAUCCCCGCCGCCGUCCUCUUAAGGGCUCAGCCUCCCCUCUCAGCACCCAUGGCAUGCAGCUCCGGAAGAGCGGUACUUUCUCGUCGCCAACCCACAUAUCGUCCGACAUCUGCGACGUCGACAAAUACUUCAUGCCCCGCCGCUCACCGACCAGCACUGAGCGACUAGAGGAGCUAGUCAACGACUCCAUCCAAGACCCUAGCGUGCGUCGCGUCACCAACCUGCUCAAGGACUUCGAGGCGAGGGUCGCUGGCCAUAAGAGCGCUGCUGCCGGCUCUGACCUUCUCAACGACCCGGAGGUUCUUCCCGUCCCGAGCUUUGUCCUCGACAGCACCUCAUUGGACCACACCCCAAUGGACAUUGACCCAAAGCCUACUGCAGCUCAACGCAGCCCCCACGACCACGCUUCUGACAGCGGUCUGGGUUCGAGUAUCAGUGGAUCGAAAUACGACGAGAUUCGCACUCAGCGCUCCAGCGUUCGUGAAUCCAUCAGCACCUCAAUCAGCUCAACACACUCGGCUGUCACCAGGUCCUUUUCCGCACUCGGUUCUCCAGAGGAGGAUCACGUGCUUGGUGAGCACACGUGCAAGCAGAUCCACGACUUCAUUGUCAAGCCCAUUCUCGCCGAGGAGUCCCUCAAAGACUUUCACUCGCUUGUCAAGGACGUUCCCCGACGCAUAGGUGAGAAGAACAUCCGAAACCUCCGUGAUCUCGAGAAGACCCUCAUAUUCCUCGCACCGGAGCUGUCGGCUACCCCGGACUCGUACACUCGUUUUUGCGAACGAUCAAUUCAACUCUUGGCUACGACCGUCCAGUACAUCUCCGAACAAGACCAGCGACUACCAACCGACCGCCCUUAUACUGACGGCUACUUCCUCGAUUUGAUGGAACAGAUUAGACGAUACGCUUCAAUCAUGGCUGCUACAAGAGAAAAAGAAUCCAAGGGCGAGGACCUAGACGACAUGGAUUACUCACGCGAUGAGAAGAUCACCCUCCGUGGUGGCAUCAGCCACAACGGCCGUCCCGUCGAGCUAGUCCGGGAGAAGAACGGCAAAGUCAUGCCCAUCUCGGAAGAUGCCUCAAAAGCCUUCAGGAUCAAGCGCCGUCUCUCGGAUGCCUCCGAGGACAGCAUGGACGAGGAUGAAGUCACCCGCUCCAUGGCGCGCCGCCGUAAGUCCGAGAAGCCAGGAGAUGUAAUGCACAUUUGCCGUGACUGCAAGAAGGAGUUCAAGCGACCAUGCGAUCUGACCAAGCACGAGAAGACCCAUUCUCGCCCGUGGAAGUGCUCUGAGAAGAACUGCAAGUACUUCGAUCUUGGCUGGCCAACUGAGAAGGAACGUGACAGGCAUAUGAACGACAAGCACUCUGCUGCUCCUGCCCAGUACAAGUGUCUCUACCCACCAUGCUCGUACGCCUCAAAGCGUGAGUCCAACUGCAAGCAGCACAUGGAGAAGGCUCAUGGCUGGGAGUACGUUCGUUCCAAGAGCAACGGUCGCAAGAAGGGUCCUACUGGCAGCGAGAACAGCCCCACUACCCCUCUUACUCCUUUCAUUGGCACACCAAUGUCAGCGACCAUGACUACACCCAUCACACCGUUCAUCCCAUCGCCACAAGUGCCCAUGAUCGACAACUUUGACUUCUACGGCGUUAACACGCCAGCUUUGAGCCACCAGGGUUUCCAGGAUGACUUCCGCCGUGACUCGAUCACAACCGACGGCUCCUUCUUCACCUACUCAUCUGGACGUUCGCCCGUUGAGCCCACAUCCUUUGUUGAUGCUGUGACCCCAGAAGAUACUCACAUCAACCACAACGACAUCUACAACGCCUGUGACCUGAACGCAAAUUUCAACACGGGUUUCCAGCAGCCAACCCCAAUGAGCACGGCGUUUGACUACGCGCCAUUGCCAUUCGCAACCAGCAGCACGAUGAAUGGGCUCCCACACCUAUCACCGUUGGCUCAGCCUGACGUUACUCUCUUCUCACCACACAUGGAUGAGGGUUUCAGUGGUGAUAUGGAUAUGACCAUGCAGGGCUUCAGUCGCCCCACUGAGGACUUCACGUUGUUCGAUACCGCGCCGCCUAGCCAGAUGGCGUUCAACAACACGUCCAAUUUCUUCCCCGAUUUCAACCAGCUUGGGGGGCAAUUCGACAACUUGUACGCCGAGCCCACCACUACGUUGGAUGAUUUAACCUUUAUGGGCUAUGGAAACCCGCAGUAA